Centruroides sculpturatus (bark scorpion) is the source of this 2118-nucleotide messenger RNA. RefSeq names its product ankyrin repeat domain-containing protein 40-like. The transcript is spliced from 10 exons. The record is from RefSeq and is a predicted model, not a curated record. NCBI's taxonomy places the organism in Eukaryota, Metazoa, Arthropoda, Arachnida, Scorpiones, Buthidae. Bases 123 to 1658 code for a protein of 511 amino acids.
AUUUAAUGUAUUCAGAAAAAUUUCUCGAAGAAGUAAGACCACGUUUGGAUUUUUAACCAAUCGCACUCCUUCCGACCAUUUAGUGCGGGAUGAUUGUUUAUCAGUUGUCAUAAGACGACAAAAUGGAUGCUGCUAAAUUAUCGGAGGAAAAGUUAAGGGAAGCUUCGUGCUUCGGAGACGAAGAAGCCGUUAGAAAAUUAAUCGAAAGAGGUGUUAAUAUUAACGCUCAGCACGAAAUUAACGGUUGUGAUGUCUGUUCGGCUAAUUUAGCCAUUACGCCAAAUUAUAUAGCUCACCCUCCAUUAGGCUAUAAGGUGGACAUGUCGGAUGAUUUGGGGCAAAAUAAUCAAAUCGAAAAACCUGAUUUAGUGAACGGAAAGCAUCCUGUUUGUGUAAAUCCGUCGGUCCCCAUUACUGUUGUUGAGAAUGAAGAAUUAGUAUUAAAAGUGAGAUUAGCUAACAGUCAAGAUCCUGAUUUUAUAGAAAUUGAAAUACCUCGUGAUCAGUUAACUUAUAAUUAUUUAUUACAAGUGUGCUGCAUUGAACUCAAUAUCGAUAAAGAACAGAUACUGUAUAUGGAAAGCUGCUUAAUUCAGUCAUCUAAUAUAGAUUCAUAUUCAGUUAGCUUAAAAUACAGUUCUUCUAUCAAUAGUGAUGUCUGUUCGGCUAAUUUAGCCAUUACGCCAAAUUAUAUAGCUCACCCUCCAUUAGGCUAUAAGGUGGACAUGUCGGAUGAUUUGGGGCAAAAUAAUCAAAUCGAAAAACCUGAUUUAGUGAACGGAAAGCAUCCUGUUUGUGUAAAUCCGUCGGUCCCCAUUACUGUUGUUGAGAAUGAAGAAUUAGUAUUAAAAGUGAGAUUAGCUAACAGUCAAGAUCCUGAUUUUAUAGAAAUUGAAAUACCUCGUGAUCAGUUAACUUAUAAUUAUUUAUUACAAGUGUGCUGCAUUGAACUCAAUAUCGAUAAAGAACAGGCUGGUGCAAUGGGUGCACAGGCACAGGAUCAGGACAAAGGUUCUUCUAUCAAUAGUGAUGUCUGUUCGGCUAAUUUAGCCAUUACGCCAAAUUAUAUAGCUCACCCUCCAUUAGGCUAUAAGGUGGACAUGUCGGAUGAUUUGGGGCAAAAUAAUCAAAUCGAAAAACCUGAUUUAGUGAACGGAAAGCAUCCUGUUUGUGUAAAUCCGUCGGUCCCCAUUACUGUUGUUGAGAAUGAAGAAUUAGUAUUAAAAGUGAGAUUAGCUAACAGUCAAGAUCCUGAUUUUAUAGAAAUUGAAAUACCUCGUGAUCAGUUAACUUAUAAUUAUUUAUUACAAGUGUGCUGCAUUGAACUCAAUAUCGAUAAAGAACAGGUAUCUAGGAUAAGAAAGUUGCCAAAUACUGUGUUAAGAAAAGAUAAAGAUAUACAAAGACUGAAAAAUUUUCAGGAAUUGGAAGUAGUAUUAACUGUGGCUGCAACUACUACAUCUACGCAAACCAAGACUGUGAAUAUUUCUACGACGAAAGAGUCCGAAUCAUCUCCUAUCCGAAAUAAAACUUUUUUGAAAAACUCGUCUGCUCCUCCUCCUCCAGGAUAUCUUACGGUUAGCAAUAGUCCAGUAACUGCAACAAAAAACGUGUUUGAAAAAUCAACAUUUUGUAAAAAUGGUACUAUAUUAUAUUAAGUAAUACUAACAAAUCUAACAAUGUUAAAUUAAAGAAAAAAAAAUGUAAAUUAUCAUCAAAUACUAUUUAAGAUUGAUAAAUGAAAAAAAUAUUUGUCACUUUGUAUGUGAAAAUAAUUUUUUUGCAAUAAUUUGAUUGGAAAGAAUUGUGGAAACAAUUCUUUUCCACAUUAAUUUUCAGAAGCAUGUUUAUAAAAUAAUUCUUAGUCAUUUUAUAAUACAGAAUUGCAUUUUUAUUUAACUCGGCGCAACUAAUUAGUAGAAAAGCAUGCCUUAUUACUUAAACAUAUGCAAGUAGUCCUGCCACAUUUAUGUAUAUAGAAUAUAAAUAUUUUGAUUUUGCAUGUGUUUUGUAUAAAUUAGAACAGGUCAUUUAGAAGAACAGGUUGUCUAAUUUUUGAAACAUUUUAUAGAAAAUCAAACCUGACAGUUUGAUAUGCCAUUAAACUCUAUGGGAAAA